Molecule: messenger RNA, 1511 nt
Organism: Daucus carota subsp. sativus
Lineage: Eukaryota; Viridiplantae; Streptophyta; Magnoliopsida; Apiales; Apiaceae
Exons: 10
Coding region: 110-1324 (404 amino acids)
Biological process (GO): rRNA base methylation; tRNA methylation
Molecular function (GO): RNA methyltransferase activity; iron-sulfur cluster binding
Source: RefSeq, a predicted model, not a curated record
UGAAUUUUUUGAAAAUUGGGUAAUGUAUGCAGUCGCCACUGGCGCCGAAAGGAUAAAUCGGAAUCGAGAAAGGGGAGGAAGGUGAGAAAGGCUAAAAGGAUAAAGAAAAAUGGCGUUGGUGAUACACUACUUGUGCUCCUCUUCAGUUCCCCUGGCACGUGCGGUCAGGUCACGUGCCUUGACCAUGAACUCUUCUUCCUCACUCCCCAUGGUCAAGACCGCUGAUUCUCAUGUUCUGCUAGGCAUGUCCGAACUCGACCUUCAACAACUCGCCCUCAACUUCGGCCAGCAAAGUUAUAGAGGCAAACAGCUCCACCAGCUAUUAUACAAGAGGAAGGUUAAACAAAUCCAAGAUUUUACUCACUUGCCUGUGCCAUUUAGAAAUGAUCUCGAAGAAGCUGGUUGGACAGUUGGGAGGUCGCCUAUUCAUAAAUCGGUCACUGCAGCUGAUGGCACUAUCAAAUUGCUGAUUAAGCUGGAAGAUGGCCGACUAGUUGAAACCGUGGGCAUACCAGUUGAAGACAAGAAAGGGUCACUGCGCCUUACAGCAUGUGUCUCCUCGCAGGUAGGCUGCCCAUUGCGUUGCUCAUUUUGUGCUACAGGCAAGGGAGGUUUCUCGAGGAACCUUAAGAGGCAUGAAAUCGUUGAACAGGUUUUGGCAAUAGAAGAGCUCUUUAAACGCAGGGUGACGAAUGUGGUAUUUAUGGGAAUGGGGGAGCCGAUGUUAAACUUGAAAGAAGUUCUCGGAGCUCACCAGUGCCUGAAUAAGGAUGUACAAAUAGGCCAAAGGAUGAUGACAAUUUCUACGGUUGGGGUUCCAAACACUAUAAAAAAGUUGGCUUCUCAUAAGCUUCAGUCUACAUUAGCUCUAAGCCUUCAUGCUCCAAACCAGAAACUAAGAGAACAAAUUGUGCCUAGUGCAAAGUCGUAUCCUUUAAAUGCAAUUAUGAAGGAUUGCAGAGACUACUUUCUAGAAACAAGUAGAAGGGUUUCUUUUGAGUACACGCUUCUAGCCGGGGUUAACGAUGCAGUGGAGCACGCGAAGGAAUUAGCAGAACUACUCAAUGAAUGGGGUCGUGGUCAUCACGUAAACUUAAUUCCGUUCAAUCCAGUAGAAGGUACUGAGUAUCGACGCCCAUACAGAAAAGCAGUGCUUGCAUUCACAGCUAUAUUAGAAUCCCGAAAAAUAACUACUAGUGUACGUCAGACCCGGGGUCUAGAUGCAAAUGCAGCUUGCGGACAACUAAGAAAUGAGUUUCAGAAGAGUCCACUGUUGCCUAGCUUAGAUGACAUGCAACCACAAUUAAAAAUUCCUGUUGCUUGAUUCAAGAAUGCUUGUUGCCCUUGGGCAUGAUUUUCCUAAUAAUUUUUUACCAUUUAUGCAUGGAAUUUUUAGUUGCUAUUAGUUUAUUUGUUGGGGAAAAUAUCAAAACCCCAUUCAUUUGUUUAACAUGUUUCAAAAUCGACAUUAAUUAGAAACUUCACUCAAUUUUGAUCCUUCACUUCUUAGA